Messenger RNA from Chironomus riparius, 602 nucleotides. NCBI's taxonomy places the organism in Eukaryota, Metazoa, Arthropoda, Insecta, Diptera, Chironomidae. The record is from the annotation of a GenBank genome assembly.
UAAAGCAAGUCAUUGAUUUCUUAAAAAAAAAUAAAAAUCAUUUUGGAAUUUCAAUUUUCUCAUUUUCAAAAUUUUCCGUGCUCAGUAAAAUCAAAAGAAUGGGCUUAUUCAGAAGUCGAUCAAAAUCUAAAAACCGCGAUUCCAAGUCAAAAACUCGCGAUUCUAAGUCAAAGUCAAGAAAUCGGGGUUCCACACCAACCACAAAGACUACAAAAUCCUUGUGCUGCUGUAAAUCACCAGUAUCAGGAACCAUUUCAUCAAGAUGUCUGCAAUCCACAUGUUCUGGAAGAAACAGAUCAUGUUGUAGACCAACAACACCUUGUAGACCAUGCACUCCAAUCACAUGCUGUAGACCAACUUGUUCCUGUGUAAGUUGUAACUGUCAAAAGAACAAGAAAGUUAGCAGCAAAAACAAGGAAAGUAAAAAGGAUGUAAAAUGUUCAAGGAUUGGAUGCAGUGAGAAGAUGCCAUGUGUUUCAUGCUGUAGAAUUGGACCAGAAAAGACAAAGCAUCCAGCUAUUUGCAAAAAAUGUAAAUUAUACGAAUGUCAAUGUAAAGUAAAGAAAACAAAGAAAUCCAAAUGAAAAUAAUAAAAAUUUGAC